This is a messenger RNA of Clarias gariepinus (North African catfish), 1565 nucleotides long. RefSeq names its product cysteine-rich with EGF-like domains 2 (gene creld2). The record is from RefSeq and is a predicted model, not a curated record. NCBI's taxonomy places the organism in Eukaryota, Metazoa, Chordata, Actinopteri, Siluriformes, Clariidae. The transcript is spliced from 10 exons. Gene Ontology annotation, molecular function: calcium ion binding. The coding region runs from base 206 to 1297 and encodes 363 amino acids.
CUAGUAGCCGGCAUGAGAAUUGUGAAGCUUUGCAUAUCCGUCAGUAUACAUAACAGUCGACUAACGGGUAAACUUUUCUCAUGAUGAUGAAAGCUGCUCGCUGACUCGGGUUCGAUGUUGUGGCUUUGUUCGCUUUCCUUCCUUUAUGGUUAAUUUUUAAUUAUAAUGAUUUUUGGAGUUUGGUAGUUCACCAGAUGCUUUAAACAUGACAUUGUCGGGCACGAUCAGUCUGUUUUUGUGUCUUGUUUUUGUUUUAUUCUUUGGAUCUGGCAAUGCAAAGGAUAUUGAAUCUCUGUGUUCCACUUGUAAACAAAUAACUAAUAAUUUUAACAAGGGGUUUGAAAAAACGGCAAAGAAAAAUUUUGGUGGUGGAAAUACAGCUUGGGAAGAAAGAAAGCUGUCAAAGUAUGAGACCAGUGAGAUUCGGCUGGUGGAGAUUCUCGAGGGUCUGUGUGAAAGCAGCAGUUUUGAGUGUAACCACAUGGUAGAAGAAUACGAGGAGCACUUCGAGACUUGGUGGUUCAAGAGGAAAUCGAAGCAUCCAGAUUUGCAUAAGUGGUUUUGUAUUGAAACCAUCAAAGUGUGCUGCCCCAAAGGAACAUUUGGACCAGAUUGUAACUCAUGCGUAGGAGGAUCUGACCGACCUUGCCACGGAAACGGUAAAUGUGAUGGCGACGGGACGAGGGGAGGAAACGGAAAAUGCACUUGUGACCGUGGAUAUAAAGGAGAGUUUUGCCUGGACUGUGCUGAGAGAUAUUACAGUGAGGAGAGGAACGACACCUUCUCCUUGUGCAAAGAUUGUCACUCAUCUUGCACGACCUGCACUGGAGCCACUAAUAAGGACUGUGAGGAAUGCCGAGAUGGCUGGGAAGAAGAUGAAGAAGAAGCAUGUGUUGACAUAGACGAGUGCUCCAAAGAUCCCCCUCCAUGCAAAGACAAAGAAUACUGCCUCAACACGGAUGGCUCGUAUUCCUGCAAUGUGUGUGACGGCAGAUGUUCAGGCUGCAAAGGCCCUGGACCUGGAAACUGCCUGUCCUGUGCUGAAGGUUACAAGGACGAAGAGGGCACCUGCACAGACGUGGACGAGUGCGAGCUGCCAGACCCAGUGUGUACGGAGGAACACCAGGAGUGCGUCAACACUAACGGCAGCUACAAGUGUCGGUGCGCAGGAGGCUUUGAGGAACACGAUGGAGUGUGUGUUGAGCAAGCAGAACCAGACAGUCAGGAAGAAGGACCUGCUGAGGAUGAUGAGAACACCAACACAGAAAACAUUUUAACAGAACACCAAGACUUGUGACCUGUUGCGGCAUUUCUCGAGUUAGCCACUAGUCGUCAGUAAUGGCUCUGAAUAUUUUGACCACCAUAUGGUAUUUACUGUACAUACUUGAUGAACUGCACUUGCAUACCAGCGGAACAUGGACAACUCAUUACUCUGGGCCAAAAUAGGAUGAUGUCAAACCUUAGCACUGCUGCUCAUGAAAAAAAUCUGUUGUCUGGUUUUAAAUUUUUUCCUUCUAUUAUUUGUUAAGUAAAAUAAAGUCACACCACAUUGUCUUUUGUGUUCA